Molecule: messenger RNA, 3730 nt
Organism: Rattus norvegicus (Norway rat)
Lineage: Eukaryota; Metazoa; Chordata; Mammalia; Rodentia; Muridae
Source: RefSeq, a predicted model, not a curated record
UGUGAGACCUGAUUGCUAUGGGGAAGCUUCGAAUCAGGAGGAGCUGUGAAGCUACUAUGUGAGCAACUUCAGUGUCGGUGCAGAAUGCUUCCACCCACCUGGAGAAAACAUCUAUAAAAACUAGAGUCCACGUAGCCUUCCCGGCCAGGCUGGUCUGGAGGAGGUCUGUUUCCCCAGGAGAAGCCUCACUCCACUAGUUGGGGACCCCAUGAAAAUCAAGCUACAGUCAGCUGCAACAUGGACCACGGAUGUCUCCAUGGCCUUCAGUAUCAGCAGGGACCACAGAGCCCAGCAUGACCCAGACCUUUUCUUCAGGAAAUACUUCAGGGGCAAAUGAAUGUGAAGCUCUCAGGGCUCCCAGGGCUACACAAAGAAAACCUGCUACCCGCUUCUCCUCCCAACAAAAAAAAAUUUACAGAGAAAGGAAAAGAAAAAGUUCAAAGAUGGGCUGGAAGUGUGGCUCAGUGUACACAGCCCCCAAGUCCUACCCCUUGAUGAAUAGGGUGGAAAUAUAGGACUGACCUCCUGGCCUCAAACUCAGAGAUCCUCUGUCUCCUAGAUGCUGAGAAAGGCUAACACACCUGGUCUUCACAGAAGGUCACAGUGUAUCCACAGUAAGAAUUUAUAUGAAUCUUAAACCCGGCACAGUGGGUGUAACAGGAUGUCGCAGACAUGUGAAUGUAAGGAUGUCCAGAGACUCUGUGUAAUCUUCCCAGUUAGUGGGAGCUGUUUUACAACUGUGCACACGUCCUUACAGACUGAAGGGUUCUGGCUGGAAGCAUGAGUAACCUCUCUUUUUUUAAGAGGCAGUUUUCUUUCUUUCUUUCUUUCUUUAUUUUUUAUAAAAAGAUUCAUUGAUUUUAUUUAUAUAAGUACACUGUAGCUGUCUUCAGAUACACCAGAAGAGGGCAUCAGAUUCCGUUACAGACUGUUGUGACCUAGAUAAACAAGUUUUGGGAAAUUGAACUCAGGAAGUCUGGACGACUACUCUGUUCUACUAACCACUGAGCCAUCUCUAAAACCCAGGGGUGGUGUUUCUUUACAUGCUCGUUUAGGUUAUCUGAUCGUGGAUAGGUUGUGUAGCAGAUCUGACAUUGGUGGGGCCGAUCCCCAGUGUGCUUUCUCAUGUGGCGUGUGAGCUCAUCUGAGCGAGAGAACGUCCAUGUGCAUCUGGAGCAUUUGUAGGGCUUCUCCCCUGGAUAAGAGAGAAAGAGAUGCUUGUUACACUCAGGGGAAGAAGGGACAGCAUCCUGACAGUGAUGGAGCACAAGGUUCAACAAGGUGGAUGGAGAGGACACUGAGGUAUGCAAAGGAGUAGCUGGACAGGAAGAGGAGUGGGACAGCUGAGGAGAACAUGGAGAGACAGGGAGAAAGAAGGAGCCACAAUAAGAGGAUAAGGAAGGGAUAAAUAAGGAAGGCAAUGGAGGAGUGAGUGAGAAGGAAGAGGGUACAAGGAGAAAAUCCCACAGAGGGAGAGUCUAGAGUCUGAAAUGGACAUAAGUCAAUAGUCCUAGUACCUUCAUGGCUCAGGUGGCAGCAUUUCUUGUACCUGAGUGUUCAAGAACAGUGUGGACAACAUGGUGAGAACUCACCUAUGUGAAGGGGAGACCAGGAACCUCCACAAGGCAACAAACUAAUACCCCACUUAUCCCAUCAUGCAGUGCAAAGACAUCACAGAAGACUGUAGCACAGCACACACUACCCUACCGCCUGGAGGAUCAAGAAAACUCCAUACCCAAUUUCAAACUUGCCAUCCUUCCCCACGUUAUCCUCUGGGACAGAGCUCCAGGACAAGGCAAUAGUUUAAAUAGCCAACCGUAUGCAGGCAGAUCUGUGGCCACUUAUCCCCCAAACCCCAUAUCCAGACAGAUCCUCACUCACCAGUGUGUUUGCGAAUAUGGCCUGUGAGGUGGGAAGACUUUGAAAAAGAAUGUCCACAGUAAUGGCAGAUGUAGGCCUUCCCUGUGUUUUGGGUUGGGGUCCUGAGGCCAUUCUUCCUGUGUGGGAGAUUUCCUGGCACCACAGGGAAGUCUGAAGAGCAUGCGGAUGUUUGACCCUGGACCAUGUGGGAGAUUGAAAAAUCUAACACUGUGUCUCCAUGGGGCAUCUGACUACUAACAAGGGACAUCAUCCAUCCUGUAUUACAGGUCUGGUCACCAUUGGUGGUAGUUGUCUGAUCCCCAUCGAAGGUUGGGUUACCCUCCGUGGCUGUCAUAUAAUAUCUGUAGAAGUUCUGAUGAUCAUCACUGGGGGUCAUUUUCUGAUUUCCAGAGAGAGUCUGGAAACCAGUUAUCUGAGCCCCGUCAUAAUGACUGCUGGGAUUCAUUGGCUGACCCUUAAAGAGUGUUUGAUCGCCGAAGUGACUUGUUGUUUGAUCUCCAUAGAGAAUUGGGUUACCAUCAGAGGGUACUGCCUGCUUUCUAUAGAAGGUGGUCUCAUCGCUGGCAGUGUUUUUCUGAUUUCUAUGGAGAACCUGGUUAGAAUCAAAAGACACUGUCUGAUCCCCAGAGUGAGUUUGUUUAGAUUUGUGGGCCAUUGUUUGACCUCUAUAGAGACUCUGGUUAUUGUCAAAAGGCAUUGUCUGAACCCCAGAGACAGUAUGGUUCAGAUCACGGAGCAUGGGUUGACCCCUAUAGAGAGUCUGGUUAGUAUCAAACGGCAAUGGCUGACCCCCAAAGAGUGUCUGGUUAGUAUCAAAAGGGACUGUCUGACCCCCAUAGAGAUUCUGGUUAGUAUCAGAAGGCAUCUUGUGACCCCCAUAGAGAGUUUGGUUAGAAUCAUGGGGAAUUGUUUGACCCCCAUAACGAAUCUGGUUAUAAUCAUGGGCCAUUGCUUGACCUUCACAGAGAGUCUGGUUAGUAUCAAAAGACAUUAUCUGAUACCCAGAGUGAGAUUGUUUAGAUUUGUGGGCCAUUGUUUGACCCCUAUAGAGACUCUGAAUAUUGUCAAAAGGCAUUGUCUGACCCCCAGAGACAGUAUGGUUAGGAUCCUGGGGCAUUGGUUGACCCGUAUAGAGAGUCUGGUUAGUAUCAAACGGCAAUGGCUGACCCCCAUAGAGAGUCUGGUUUCCAUUGGGAACCGUCAUUUGAUUAUUAUAGUAGGCCUGAUUAGCACUGAGGAUUUUCACCUUAUCUCUGUAUACAUUCUGGUCAUUGUACGUUUUCACCUGAUUUCUAUAGACUGUCUGGUCACCAAUAGCAGUUGUCACCUGAUUUCUAUUGACUUUCUGCUCACUAUUGAAGGUCAUCGUCUGGUGCCCAUGGUAAGUCUGAUUGGCAUUGGAAGUCACCACCUGACCCCAAUCAGAGGCUUGGUUACCCUCAGAAAUGACUGAACAGUCUUCAAAUGAGGAUUGGUAACCACUGAAGCUCACCACAGGGCCCUCUGUAAGAGUUGCUAGCAGAUUAUCAUAAAUGGUAUUUAUCUGGUUGUCUUCAAUAGGGCUUGUCACCUUGGUUCCAGUGGCUGCUGUCUUCUGGUAUGCAGUGAGUAAGGACUUGGAGCUGUCCUGGCCAUGGGUCAGCUGGGUGCUUGCUGUGGAGAGCAUGAUGUCAACAGGCACCAUUUCUUGGCUCAUAGGAACAGCCUUAUGUGGCUGUGCAGGGGGUUUACCAAGGGCUGUUGCAGGGUGCAUUGUUGUGACUGUGUGAGGGACAGAAGAAGAUUCAGAGGUCAUCACAGUGGAACUGCAGGAAGUCAUGACUCUGGGCUGACUUGCGCUGGCCGUCCU